AAUAUGAGAGGGGACCAGAGGUUAUGAAAGGAGGACAUGGUUAAGAAUUAAAAGUCAACACCACUGGAAUACAGUUGAUAUUGGACUACGUCAGCUCGGGCUUGAAGAAAUCCUUUGCCAACCUUAGAUGUUGUUUCUGUCAACACAAGAGAGGCAGUACUGAAAAUAGAAACGUGAGGUUCAUCUUGGGACAACAAAGGAAUUUAACAGGUUCAUAGUAUGUGUGUAGCUUAAUAAACCUUAACAAUGAUGAAGCCUUUAUCUUUCAAAAUAACCUCAAACCACUUGCUGCUGUGUGUCUUCCUGGGUCGUGUCUGGGGUGUCACUGACUCCAAUACACCAUCAAUACCAAACACAAGGCUGACAUCAACAGUGACACAUACAACAGGAGCAGAAACGAGCACACUGUUAACCACUCCAAUGACAACCCUUGCCACAACAAGAAAACGUCCUGACAACGUUGAGAAUGUGACGGUGUUGAACCAAAGUGAGACUAGUAUAGCUCUGACGUGGGACAAGGUUAACAACAUCCCAAUAUAUAUCCUACAGUAUGAUAUAAAUGAUACUAUUAAAAAUGAAAAUAUCGAUGCAUCUCAUCAAGGGACAUCAGUAGAGUAUGUGGUCUCUCCGCUUACUGCUGGGACAAUAUAUCGCUUCACUCUCUUCACUGUGUUUGAGGGACUCAACAGCACUGGACACACAUUUGAAGCUGUUACUGCUCCUCGUAAUGCAGAUGGGUUUAAAUCAGUUAACCAAAGUCAGACCAGUAUAACUCUACAGUGGAAAAAAGUGGACAACAUCCUCAACUACACACUUAAGUUCAAUGAAGAAGAGAAAAACGUCACUGUGUCAGAAGGACAAGAACAAGUGAAACACACAAUCUCAGGACUCACAAGUGGGACAGAAUACAACUUCAUUCUCUAUACUGUGUUGAGAGAGAUCAGAAGCACUGGAGUAAACCUCACUGCAUUCACUGUUCCUGACAGCGUUAAGGAUGUGACAGUGUUGAACCAAAGUGAGACUAGUAUAGCUCUGAUGUGGGACAAGGUUAACAACAUCCCAAUAUAUAUCCUACAAUAUGAUGGCAAUGGUACUAUGGGAAAUGAAAAUAUCGAUGCAUCUCAUCAAGGGACAUCAGUAGAGUAUGUGGUCUCUCCGCUUACUGCUGGGACAAUAUAUCGCUUCACUCUCUUCACUGUGUUUGAGGGACUCAACAGCACUGGACACACAUUUGAAGCUGUUACUGCUCCUCGUAAUGCAGAUGGGUUUAAAUCAGUUAACCAAAGUCAGACCAGUAUAACUCUACAGUGGAAAAAAGUGGACAACAUCCUCAACUACACACUUAAGUUCAAUGAAGAAGAGAAAAACGUCACUGUGUCAGAAGGACAAGAACAAGUGAAACACACAAUCUCAGGACUCACAAGUGGGACAGAAUACAACUUCAUUCUCUAUACUGUGUUGAGAGAGAUCAGAAGCACUGGAGUAAACCUCACUGCAUUCACUGUUCCUGACAGCAUUAAGGAUGUGACGGUGUUGAACCAAAGUGAGACUAGUAUAGCUCUGACGUGGCACAAGGUUAAAAGCAUCUCAAGAUAUGUCCUACAAUACGAUAACAAUGGUAGUACAGAAAAGCAAUAUAUUAAUGCAUCUGAUCAAGGGACAUCAGUAGAACAUGUGGUCUCUUUGCUUAAUGCUGGGAAAAAAUACCAUUUCACUCUCUUCGCUGUGUUUGAGGGACUCAUCAGCACUGGAUACACAUUUGAAGCUGUUACAGUUCCACCAAUGGUGUCUUCAGUCAAUGUGACUGAACGCUCUGUGACAAGCAUCACCCUGACUUGGAACAAUGGUGAUAAAGACUGGACAUACCUACUUCAGAUUAAUGGCAGUACCAGCACAAUUACCCCGGAUGCAAAUGCUGUGUCACAUUCAGUCAAAUCUCUCAAGCCUGGGACGGAGUAUCCAUUCAGUGUGAUCACAGUGUUCUCCAAACUCAACAGCACUCUUUAUGAACACUACACAGUAACAGCCAUUGACUGUACCAGUGUAACCUGGCAUGUUACUAACUCAUCGAUCCAAGGGAUGGUUGAAGGCUUAUUCUCGAAUGCAACUGCCUCUAAUGAACACACUUAUGUCAGUCCUGAAGGUAGCAAUGUUUCAUUUACUGGCCUUUAUCCUGGUGCAACCUAUGAGGUGUUACUUGUGUACAAAAGACAUUCUACAGACUUUGAACAAUGUCGCCACAAACUAACGAUCCUUCCUCCAAGUUUGAGUGCUCGCUGUGACUACUGGGAUGCUGGCUAUUCUAUCAUUAUUUUAUGGAGUAAACUAGAGGGUGUUGUGACUGAAGUGGAGGUGAAUGUGACUGGGCAAUCUCACAAGGCACUUGCAACUAAGGAACAGAAGAUCAAAAUAUCUGGAUUCCAACCUGCUAAGACAUAUGAAGUGUCUUUAAGUUCACUGUCUGGGACUGUAAGGAGUUAUGAACCAUUUGUUUUUCUGUGUUCUACUGAUCCAAGGGGAGUCAUUGCAGGGUCAGUACUUGCUGUGCUGCUUUUUGUUGUCCUGGUCUGUCUGGCUGUCUUCAUUUUGUUCAAAAGACCAGAUUUAAUCAGAAGAAAAAAAUUCAUUGGUGUAUCCAAACAAUCGGAUAAAAAGUGCAAAGCAAUUUCUGUAGCAAAGUUUCCAGACCACUUCUGCCAGUUAAGUGUGGAUGACAAUAGAGGUUUCAGCCAAGAAUAUGAGAACCUUGUUCCUGUUGGCACAGAGCAGACACGUAAAGCAGCUAUUCUACCUGAGAACAAAGCCAGGAAUCGCUUCAACAACGUCCUGCCAUACGACUGGUGUCGAGUGAAGCUAAGUACAUCAAAUCCCGAUGAGACCUCUGACUACAUUAAUGCCAGUUACAUGCCAGGAUACAACAGAGAGAGAGAGUACAUUGCCACUCAGGGUCCUCUGCCCUCCACAGUUAGUGAUUUCUGGAGGAUGAUUUGGGAACAAAGAGUGAAAGGCAUCGUCAUGGUAACCAACUGCGUUGAAGGAGGACGGACCAAGUGUGAACAAUACUGGCCGGCAGACAGCAAGCCUUGCCUUUACGGAGAGUUCUUGAUCACCAUGAAAUCUGAGCAACAGGAGCCCAACUGGACAUUGAGGGAAUUCAGUGUGAAACAUACAAGCACAUCUGGAGGGCGCACGGUGAAACAUUUCCACUUCACAGCCUGGCCUGACCAUGGAGUCCCACAGGGCACCGAUGUCCUGAUCCAGUUCAGAAGACUGGUGAGAUGGCACAUAGAGAGAGAAGGGAACGGAGCACCAACAGUGGUUCACUGCAGUGCUGGAGUGGGGAGGACAGGCACUAUCAUUGCCCUGGAUGUGCUGCUUCAGCAGCUAGACAAAAAUAGAACAGUGGGCAUCAAUGCUUUUGUGCACAGGAUGAGACUGUGUCGACCGUUCAUGGUGCAAACAGAGUCACAAUAUGUUUUCCUGCACCAAUGCAUUAUGGACUGUCUGCAGCCAGAUGAGAAGACUGAAGAGAACAUAUAUGAGAAUGAAGACAUGAUAUAUGUCAAUGCCACUGCACUCCGAGAGCUUCGUCAACAGUAGACAGAUGCCUGAAACCAACGUGAUUGUCAAACGUGCAGUCAGUCUUUGUGCAAAAUAUAGUUCUGAAUUCAACAUAUAAUUUUUGUUAUAAACUGUAAAUAUGAAUAUUAAUGACAUGUAUUUACUGAAUAUGCAUAGCACACUUUGCAGGAUUUAUUUAACUUUAAAAGAGAAUUUUGUUCCUCUAAUCUGCCAAAUGUCUAUUAUUGUUAUAUUAUUAUUGUUGCUAUUAUUAUUAUUAUUAUCGUGUAAGGGAACAACACUCCAGAUGACCACAGAAUGUUUUCAAGUUACUUUUAUUAAGAAGAAAUAUAGGUAGAAAAGAAUGAUUAUCUAUUUGUAUACGAAAUAAAAUAUUUUAUGUUAACAAAAAUACCUGAAUGUCUUCCUACCAACUCCGCAAACAAGGUGAAAAACCCAGUGUGCCAUCACAUUUACAUAUUAGUCAAACUGAAAAGCAACAGAAAACUGAAAUCCAGCACUGUAAUCUGGGUGUUAGUUUCAGUGUUUGUCCUCCUCAGUGUGUCAGUAUGUCAGUGAUACUCUUUGCCUGCUUUCUUCUUUCCUUUUGCUUUAUUGAUAUAGUGUGUUUUUAAUGAUUGUUUCUUUUAUUUGUUGUUUUUGCGUGUGGACCCCGGGAAUAUUAGCGACCACUGUGUGGAAGCUAAUGAGGAUCCAAAUGAAGAAAUAAAGAAAUGGAGCAGACGA
Messenger RNA from Seriola dumerili (greater amberjack), 4308 nucleotides. It is a transcript of the gene ptprh, whose product is annotated as protein tyrosine phosphatase, receptor type H. Bases 247 to 3600 code for a protein of 1117 amino acids. The transcript has 20 exons. Gene Ontology annotation, biological process: protein dephosphorylation. NCBI's taxonomy places the organism in Eukaryota, Metazoa, Chordata, Actinopteri, Carangiformes, Carangidae. The record is from RefSeq and is a predicted model, not a curated record. Gene Ontology annotation, molecular function: protein binding; protein tyrosine phosphatase activity.